This is a messenger RNA of Cucurbita pepo subsp. pepo (vegetable marrow), 1184 nucleotides long. RefSeq names its product WRKY DNA-binding protein 55 (gene WRKY55). Lineage: Eukaryota; Viridiplantae; Streptophyta; Magnoliopsida; Cucurbitales; Cucurbitaceae. The record is from RefSeq and is a predicted model, not a curated record. Gene Ontology annotation, biological process: regulation of DNA-templated transcription. Gene Ontology annotation, molecular function: sequence-specific DNA binding; DNA-binding transcription factor activity.
GUCUUCCUGUAGACCAAUUCCCCCUUUUUCCCAGUAAUAACCACCACCUCUUUAUUUUAUUCAAUUCAUUCAUUUUUGUACCCUUUUCAUCCAACAUGCCAUACCAUACAUACAUACCAUUACCAUACCAUACCAUACCAUACAUAUAUAUAUAUAUAUAUAUAUAUAUUUGUUGGCGAUCUUCAAUUUCUCUCCAUUAUUGGGCUAUGGAGGUAAAUCCGGGCAUGGAGGAGGCCCUUUCUUUGAUUCUUCGAGGGUGUUCCUUGGCCAGAGAUUUUGAAUCCAAUCCUUUAAAUUUCCGCAAUAAUAUUAAUUUCCUCGCUCGUUUUUGUGAUGAGAUUUUGGGUGUUUUCUCCGCCGCCAAGGAGCGCCUCAGUCGCCCUCAAAACGAGUGCCUCAGGACCAGUACCUCCCAAUCUAUGGACUUGCCGCGGAUUCAGAUCAGGCCGCCGCCGCCGCCGUUCGACGAUUCCGGGAAUCUACCGCCAAUGGGUUUUGGUUCUUCUUCUUCUUCUUAUUCUUCUUAUUCUUCUUAUUCUUCUUAUUCUUCCACGUCAACCAAGGCUCGAAGACGAAAAGAUGGAAUGGCGAAGAGGACGGUGAGAGUGGCGGCGCCGCGCAUCGGAAACACAGAGCUACCACCGGACGACGGCUUCACAUGGCGGAAAUAUGGACAGAAGGAGAUUCUUGGCUCCAGGUUUCCCAGAGGCUACUUCAGAUGCACCCACCAGAAGCUCUACCACUGCCCAGCCAAGAAGCACGUGCAGCGCCUCGAUCACGAUCCCCACACGUUCGAAGUCGCCUACCUUGGUGACCACACGUGCCACAUGUCCGCCACCGCCCCCUCCGCUCCACCACCGCCAUCGACGCUGCCGGAAGUCGCCGGGCUACACAUGACCCAGUUUCCUCCCUCCUCUGCCGGAUGGCUUUCGAUGGAGUACGGGGGUCCGGCUACCGUCCGGUCCAGCAAAGACGUCGGCGAUCAGUUUCCGGUGUUGGACAUGGUGGACGCCAUGUUCAACUCCGGCACCGGCAGCAGUAAUAGUGUAGACUCCAUCUUCGGCGCUAAUGUGGGGGAAGAACAACAUCAGCAUCACAAGUGGGAGAAAGACAACAAGAAGAAUUAGUACAAUUAUUAUUUUUCAAAUUACAAUUUUUGCUCUCUCAUAUUUUGUUUUUAAAUA